Cimex lectularius (bed bug) is the source of this 1044-nucleotide messenger RNA. RefSeq names its product ubiquinol-cytochrome-c reductase complex assembly factor 1 (gene Uqcc1). The record is from RefSeq and is a predicted model, not a curated record. The coding region runs from base 171 to 920 and encodes 249 amino acids. Gene Ontology annotation, cellular component: mitochondrion. Gene Ontology annotation, biological process: mitochondrial respiratory chain complex III assembly. NCBI's taxonomy places the organism in Eukaryota, Metazoa, Arthropoda, Insecta, Hemiptera, Cimicidae. The transcript is spliced from 6 exons.
UUUAUUUUAAUAGACUGUAGAGCUCUAUCGCAACGCUAUUCAGUGUUCUUUUUUUCUAGGGUUUUUCAGUUUUCUCAAAGUCAGAUUCGAACCGAACCACAUUGGGCUUAGUCCAUUUCCAGGAAACAAGAACUUUGUCUUCUGUUAAGCCCGACGGCCGACAAAAAAACAUGGCUUUACAGACGCUAAGGUUCCUUUUAAGACCAAAUCGGCCGGCUUUAAAGAUUUUUGAUCACUUGCUUGUUGCAAGGCCAUUGACGCUGUCUUCACAUUUGCUCUUGCACCAAAAAAGAUCUGUAUCGGACACAAGAGCUAUCAAUAUUGAAAAGGAGAGUUUUCUCCAAAAUCUGGUAAACCGUCUGAGGCUCCAGUUGAAAAAAUAUAAACUGAGAUCCAGUGGAUACCUACUUUAUGAAUCGAUAGCAGACCAUAUCGACUAUGAUACUUUUACAAUUGAGAUGAACCUUCCGGACACUUUCCACACUUGGUUUGUCAUCACGGAACUACAUGUGUGGAUGCUUAUGGCUCGGCUUAUGGUAGAGGGAGAAGAGGGUAAAUUUGCUCGGAACUGUCUGGUAGAAGCGCUUUGGCAAGACGUGUCUGCUCGGGCUAAAAAUCUUGGUCAAGAACAUCCGUCUAUAAUAAGAAAACAAAUUAUUAUUUUAAACGAGGAAUUUCAAGCUGCACUUGUCAGCUACGACGAGGGGCUUCUCGGCGAGGACAGAGUUUUGGCAAAUGCGCUUUGGCGGCGUUUUUUUGACAGAUCUUGUGACAAUGUAGUCUUGUUGGAAGCCAUGGUUAAAUAUGUGAGGCAAACUAUGUUUCUCCUUGAUAGGAUGAACAUUGAAGAUUUAUUGUUCAAAAGAAACAUCAGAUGGGUCACCAAAACUGAAUUGUUCGAAGACCUUCCUCCGAAGUAGUUUUUUAAAUCAGUAGUGACUGUAAAUACUUAUAGGUUUUGCUAUUAUUGCUUGUAAAAUGCAAAUAUUAAUCUGUGAUUUGUACAGUUUAUUAUAGUUACAGUAAUAAAUACACUAAUACUUA